UUCUGUUCAGUUUCACUUUCCCUCUGCUCCAGCCUCAGAUAUUUGGACCCCUUUAAGGUCCAAAAACACACUGCAGAAACAACCCACUCUCAGUCCAUUUUAAACUGCUGCCCCUGGCUCAGCUCUAGGGAAUCCUGGGAACUCUUGAGCCUUCUCUGGAUCUACAAUGAACUCCCAUAUCCAGGUUUCCCUAACACUGAUCCCUGAGGGCAGUUAAAAGCAGUCUCAAAGAGGGUUGUUUCUGCAAGGUGAAGAAGGCCUUCUGCCAUGCCAGAGACGAUCCCCGAGUGCCUUCUCAUUUUGGAGCAGCUCAGGGAGGAUGAGCUGGACCAGUUCAAGAGGGAGCUGGACAAGCUCAUCUUUCCAAAGGCCUUCUCUGACCCUGCCAUGCCCUGGAUGAGGCAGGAGCCUCUGGGUGCCAAGGAACACAUCACUACCCUGCUCAAAUUUGGUGAAGAGCACUGGUCCCUGGAGAAGGCCAUCCAUGCGCUGAGGGCCAUCCACCGCCCGGACCUGGCCCACAAACUGGCUGUCCGCUUCGACAUAUACGCGGAAAAGAAGAACCCAGAAGAAUUAGAGAGAUGUUUUAGGUGCCUUCAGUAUCUAAGAAAGGAUCAUGCAAUAAACAUCAGACCUGAAACGAUUUUGGAUCCAGAAAGGGGCUACAAUAUUUACAGACUGAAAUGCACUAAGAGAGGCUCCUUCCAUUGCUGCAUUACUGAUUUCAUAUUUGAUGUGAGAGCACCUGUCACCCUCACCUAUCAUUUUGAUUCAUGGACAAAGCAUCUGAAUGCAGAGCAAAGAAAACACUGGCUCAUUGUUGGCCCUUUGCUUGAUAUUCAGGCAGAUCCAGAAGAAGCUAUAAAAGCAAUUCAUAUUCCUCACUUCCUGUGUCUUCAAGAUAAAGACCACGCUGACAUCCGUAUUGCACAUUUUGUGAAAGAAGGAAUGAGCUUGGAGAGGCCAGACAGAGUGGAAUCAUUUCAUGUGAAGUUGAAAAACCCCACUUUCUCUCCGCGUGGAGCUGUUCUCAGGAAGCCAUUGUUGAAACAGAAGAUAAAGGCCCAUGCAGUGGCCCUGCUGUAUCAAGACCUUCGAGUCCCAAUCCUGAAAUUCCACCUCUACCUCCUUCCCAAUGAUUCUUCCCUGAAAAAGGCUGUCCAUGAGCAUGAACUGAAUUAUAAUUCACAGAGAGUUCGAAAACCCCCUGCGACCAUGAAGGCUCUGACUAUUGGCUCCCACUUCUUUCUGAAAAAGAUUGUUGGUAUGACUAUCCAUCCAGAGAAACUAAAGUUUAAAUACCUGUCUGGAGACAUGGAGCAUCAAUACCUUGAAUUAUUUGCAGAUCACAUGGAAGAUGCACUACGGCUUUCCCUGGUUGAGAAGAAAAAAAAUAAAUCAGUUUGGUCAGCCUACAUAAGAAGAGAGGAGUUGCAUCCUGUAAAACCUGCUGCUGCCAACAGACAAACCCACACAUCACUCACAGAAGCUCAUGUUACCCCAGAAACAACUGAGAAAUGUCAGCCUAGUUCACCAGGGAUGCACUUCAUUGAGCAGCACCGGGAGAAGCUGAUAGGACGGACCAGCAAUGUAGAAGGAGUCUUGGAUAUGCUUUAUGGGACCGUCAUAGAUCGGGAGCAAUACCAAAAAAUCCUCUCCAGGAGCACUCCCCAGGAUAAAAUGCGGGAGCUCUAUAUGCUGGUGCCAAGCUGGAAUCGCUUCUGCAAGGAUCAGCUUUAUGAGGCAUUGAAGGACAAGCAGAAGUUCCUUAUUGAAGACCUUGAAGGGAGAUGAGGCCACAAAUGACCAAAUGAAGCCACAAAUGAUACCGCCAAAUGCCUGUCCUGUUGUGGCCUCAGUGCUUUUGUUCUUAUUCAUGAACUUAAUGGGACACAAAGCACAAAUGUUGUGAAUCUGCACAGAACAGCAGUUGCUAUUGCCUGACCUGCAUUGUCUUGCUUUCUUGGCUUUGAUGCUCUUGAAGAGCCAUGGGGCCACAAAAGGAAAGUGCUAUUUCCCAGAAAUCCAGAUGCAUAUCCAGAAUGAUUUCAAUGCUUCCACUUGUAUUUUACAGAAAGACAGAAUCUGCAGGAAGUUGUGUUUGCUGCUCAGCCCAAAGUCAUUUCCUGUUCAAAAAAAGCCUCUGCUGAGCCAGUAUGUUGGUUUGUGCAUUGGGUUACGAUUAUGAACUCCAGGGUUUGAAUCCCCCCUUUCACUCAGCCAUGGAAAGCCAGCGGGUGACCAUGGGCAAGUCACAGUCUCUCAGCCUCAGAAGAAGGCAAAGUCAACCCCCCUCUCAACAAACCUUGCCAAGAAAACCUAGUGACAGAUUCAUCCUAGGGUUGCCAUAAGUUGGAAACAACUUGAUGGCACAUAACCAAAGGGAUUAAAAUGGUCUGGGAGAAAGAGGGAAAUAUGCUAAAAAUGUAUUCUCACACAGCCUAGGAGCAUUCUGGGACUUUCCCACCAGACAUUGGGGGAAGUCUAAAGACAUUGCAGACCAUACUUCCCUCUCCACAGAAUUAAGGUAUAAUUUGGCUUGUUCUCAAGUGGCUUCAUCCCUCCAUUCAGUUGGUGUCAGUUUAGGCAUCUUGACCUCCCUCCAGAGAGUCCUGGCCUGAUCUGUUCUAGAAACCAUUUGUUUGCCUUCUUGGCCGUCCGUGGUUUUCUUAGUACUUUUCUCCAGUUGUUGUUGUUGUUAACUGCAUUUGGUUGGCUCUGACUCAUAUUGAGGAGGGAGCAAGCUUGUUUUCUUCUGCUCCAGAGAACAGGACCCAGAACAAUG
Sceloporus undulatus (fence lizard) is the source of this 2785-nucleotide messenger RNA. RefSeq names its product NACHT, LRR and PYD domains-containing protein 1a-like. Gene Ontology annotation, cellular component: canonical inflammasome complex. The transcript is spliced from 10 exons. Gene Ontology annotation, biological process: innate immune response; regulation of apoptotic process; inflammatory response. The record is from RefSeq and is a predicted model, not a curated record. Bases 268 to 1794 code for a protein of 508 amino acids. NCBI's taxonomy places the organism in Eukaryota, Metazoa, Chordata, Lepidosauria, Squamata, Phrynosomatidae.